UACGUAUAUGUAUAUAUUGUAGAGAGAAGCAAGGCUGACAGUUGUGAAAACGCUUGAAGAGUUUGACAUUGGCCACACUGAGAAGUGUGUUAGGAUAAACUCCGUGUCCAGUGGCCUUGCGGAGGAAGAUCUAGAGGUGCUUUUGCAGUCCAAAACUCUUCCUUCAAGUCUGAUGCUGCCAAAGGUUGAAAGUGUGGAAGAAGUUAAAUGGUUUGCAGACAAAUUCGCACAUCACUCGAAAGGCCGAACACUUGCAGAACCAAUGCAUUUUAUCCCAUUUGUGGAGACCGCGGUGGGGUUGCUCAAUUUUAAGGCUGUCUGUGAGGAAGCAUUGAGAAGAGGAUCCCAGGUUGGCUUUCAUUUGGAUGCAGUCGUCUUCGGAGGAGAAGAUUUCCGUGCCAGCAUAGGUGCAACAAGCAAUAAGGAAACUCAUGACAUUUUAUAUGCCAGGCAGAAAAUAAUAGUCACAGCAAAGGCAUUUGGCCUCCAAGCAAUAGACCUGGUUUACAUUGAUUUCCGAGAUGAAGAUGGGCUUCGUAGGCAAUCAAGGGAAGGUGCCUCGAUGGGCUUCACUGGUAUGGGUUUCUGCCAAUGUCUGAAAGUAAUGCCUAUAUUCUUCAAUUUCAAGAUAUUGCUACAUUUAUUGUUACUUUGACAAAUAACUCGCUUUUUUAUUACAGCUGAGUUUUUUAAAAGCUAAGUGACGCCACGCUCAUAUGCAUUAAUUAACACCUUUACACUUGUGCCUGGAAAUUUUGCCUGAAAAGUCUCAGGCUGCUUUUUAAAACUGCACCCCUUGAAGCAUAUUACUGUAUUUUGAAGAGAGGUUGGGGUAGAGGGUGUGCAGGAUGUGAUUUCUCCUGUCACAGAGUAUGGGACAAGCAAUACUGUACUUUGCAGUGCUCAGUCCACAGUCACUUUUUAAAGAUAUUCAGAUCCCUUCUGCGUAUUUUUCAAGCAGCAGUUGCUUAAAAAGCACUUGCUAGGUGAGGGAGUUGAUAAGCAAACCUUGCACGCUAAUUGCUACAGGAAAGUUCUUUUUUUUAUUAUUUUCUUUGAUUUGUUUUUCAUCUCCUGGCUCCCCUCCCAGUAAGUGCUGGUGACACCUACGGGUAUUGGCAGACAGCAAGACCAGCAGGCUCCUUGCAACAGAGCCCUGUAAUGCAGCCUGUUACCCUGUGAUUGGUGUACCAGAUCACUUGGACACCCUGGUGGGACAGUGCAGCCACCAAAGAUUGUGUUUUUGCAAUAGAAAUCAGCCAUUUGACACAGGCGUUAUAGAAUUCUAGGAUUCAGCACUGACGUUUUACAUUAUUCGUCUGUGACUGUCGUUCAGGGUGUAUGCACAGCAAUCGUUUAGCUGCUCGGGUUUUGUUAGCAAAGGAAGUGCUUUAGCACACUGUAUUUUUACAGUUAAUGGCAUACGACAUCUUAAAGCACUAAGCAAAGUAGCCAAAUACAGCUAGUGUUCUUUUAAAAGUGUUCUUUCAAGUGAUCUGGACACGAUAGUAAAAAAAAAAGACAUCGAUUCCCUUCAGCCCAAACUCUGCUUCCCCGUCUGCUGAGCUUCAGCAGUUGCAAAAGCAGAUCUCGUUUCAGAGGCAGAGCAGGGAGCUCCUCACAGCUACACAACAUUAUCUGUGUCCGUGUGGACUUCCACUCUCAAUUCGUCUGCUAUUGAAGUGGGAAAAUAAUGGAGCUCCUGAAUGGUAGCACCUGCUGAUGGCUACGUAAUCGAGACCAAUCUUUUCUAGUUUAGGGAAGGGCUUGAUUUUUGAAAAAUUUAAGUAUCUGAACCUCCUGUUGACGGAAGAUGGAGCUGCAGAUGCCCAGCACCUUUGAGAGCGAUCUUUCUGAAUGCUUAAUGUGCUUUUAAAUACUUUGCUCAGGCUGCCAGUUUGGAAAAUUUUAAAUCGCAAAGCAUAAACAGCACUGAUGGGGUUUUGGACUCCUCUGACUUUCUGUAGGAAGUUUUCUUGCAUGAGAAUAGGGUCCAGAUAGGAGACAAAUAAAAAGGUCAUGUGUGACAAUUUACAGCAUCAAGAUUGUAUCUAACGCACCCAUAAAGAAUAAAGCUGUGUGUAAGGUAUCAGCUUCACUAACAGAAACUCACAGCUCUUUGCCUUCUGCCUCUCUGCAGUUCUGAUCACUAUAUCUCAGAAGUGCAGCAAGCAGCUUGACAAACACUCCCAUCAUAAACAGAGAUGGGUCAGUAUUCUGAUUUUGUGGCCAAAAUUCUUAAAGAAAAAAAAAAUUGUUCAAAACAAAACAGAUUU
This is a messenger RNA of Meleagris gallopavo (turkey), 2276 nucleotides long. The record is from RefSeq and is a predicted model, not a curated record. NCBI's taxonomy places the organism in Eukaryota, Metazoa, Chordata, Aves, Galliformes, Phasianidae.